AUGCCGUCGGCAGCCAACCUAGCCAACAAGGAACUUCGGUUCGCACUCCUGUCCCUCUUCCCCUCUGCAGACCUGAAGUUGGUGAGCGAGGCCGCGCGAUGCGGCGACCUGGACGUGGCCACUGACUUCCUCCGGAACGCGCUGUCGGAGCGCGACGCCGGCGCCGCCGCGUCUGUGGACGGGGUGGACCUUCCUCCCUGCGAGGCGUCGGGCAAGGGAGGCAGCGAGACAUCGGCCACGAGGGAUGCAGAAAAGGACGCGGCGGACGCGGCGGACGCGGCGGCCAAGCUUGCUGCCCUUGCAUUGGCCGAGCUUGAGGUUCCAGCGGAUGCACUCAAGGCAGCAGAGCUGGAGGCCGCGCUGAAAGCUGCCAAGUCAGAGGCUCCUGCCCACGGUGGUUACAAGCCGAAGAAUGGGUCGCUGUCUCAGGACGGCUGGGAGAUCAAGUGCCACGUGGACCUGGACAAGACCUGCCAGUCCUUGCGGACUCUAGAGUCAGAGAAGAAGCAGACGGCCGUCGAUACCAUUCUGAAGCAGGUAGGCACUGACAACACAGCUGCCUUUGCAGCUGUGUGCUUUGAGAGGAUGCUGCAGCGGGAGCAGCAGAUGGACGAGGAGUGCUGCGUCUUCUACCAUCACUACAACAGCGCCUCCCUUCUUUACGAAGUACAGGCCGAGAUCGCAAGGCACGCCUUCAAGCUGCCCGACACCUUCGCCCCAUUACCCCGCAUCUUUGCUGGACACUUCAACGAAGCGACGAUUUCGAAGCUGAUUGCUGCCUUUGACACCCGGGGCACGCUCAAGGGCCAGGACCACGACCCUUGGUUCCGUUCCUUGGCCAUCUCGGCCUCGCCCACGCUUUUUGCCUUCGGUUCUGAGGCGCCGCCUCUGACCUGCUUUCGGCAGGGCUACGGCUGCACGGACCUCUCCUUUAAGGGCCUGCUGACGGACAUGCUGCAGGAGGCCUGCGCGGUGUCGAAGGAGACGGCCGCCGCGCUCACUGCCAAGCUUGCGGAAGUGGGCGCAGACUUCGGGCUGCAAGUCUCGGGAUACGGCCACGCUGGCAACAGCACCGUGAAGCGCCUGGGGGGCCAGAUGCUGCAAAUCUUCAUCCGCAAGAUACCCGGCUUUCAUGCAGAGAAAGCCCUUUUCUGGAGGACUUUGCCUUUGCAGGUUCUUUUUCGAGCCUGUCUUUGGUGCGAGAGAUGUUAUGACUUGAAGCAGUCACUUGUCAUUGCUGAGGCAGCAUGUGGCUGA
Messenger RNA from Symbiodinium natans, 1257 nucleotides. The record is from the annotation of a GenBank genome assembly. Lineage: Eukaryota; Dinophyceae; Suessiales; Symbiodiniaceae.